Messenger RNA from Polychytrium aggregatum, 1105 nucleotides. Its product is annotated as domain of Kin17 curved DNA-binding protein-domain-containing protein. The record is from RefSeq and is a predicted model, not a curated record. Gene Ontology annotation, molecular function: double-stranded DNA binding. Gene Ontology annotation, cellular component: nucleus. NCBI's taxonomy places the organism in Eukaryota, Fungi, Chytridiomycota, Chytridiomycetes, Polychytriales. The coding region runs from base 61 to 972 and encodes 303 amino acids. Gene Ontology annotation, biological process: DNA replication; DNA damage response. The transcript has 4 exons.
CUCGAUCAACCCAUCUCGAUCAAUCCAUUUCCAUCAACCCAUCUUCAUCAACCCGGAGCAAUGGGCGGCGAUAACUUCCUGACCCCCAAGGCCAUCGCCAACCGCAUCAAGGCCAAAGGCCUGCAGAAGCUGCGGUGGUACUGCCAGAUGUGUGAGAAACAAUGCAGAGACGAAAAUGGGUUCAAGUGCCACUGUGCCUCUGAGGCCCACCAGCGGCAGAUGCUCCUGUUCGCCGAAAGCGCAUCGACAUAUAUGUCAAACUUCUCCAAGCAGUUCCUGGAUGACUUUAUUCGGCUGCUUUCGAGACGUUACGGCACCAGACGAGUGCAUGCAAACCUCGUUUACCAAGAGUACAUUAGCGAUCGACACCAUCUGCACAUGAAUUCCACCGAAUGGAACACCCUCACCGACUUUUGCAAGUACCUGGGCAAGAAUGGCCUUGCCGAUGUGGAGGAGACGCCGAAAGGAUGGUUCAUCGCAUGGAUCGAUCGCAGCCCCGAAGCCCUCGCCAAACAGGCCGCGAUCCUCAAACAGGAUCGCAUGGCAAAAACGGAGGAGGAGCGGGAUCAGCGGCUGCUCCAGGAACAGAUUGAGAAGGCCCAGCGCGAGGCGGUCGAGACCCAGCCUGAGGAGACGUUCACUGAGCUCAAGCGAGAGAGCGAGGGAGAAAAGAUCAAGCUGACCAUGUCGUUCAAGUCGACAUCCAAGCUCGCAAAACCCGAGGCCAAAAGGCCGAAUGUAUUCAAGAUGGGGACUGCAUCAUCAAAGUCCUCUGGCGCCUCGUCGGCUGCGGCAUCAACUCAGUCACCGUCAGCAGCAUCGGCCGCUCCAUCCCGACCACAGAUAUCCGACGCACAACCGAAAAAGCUCAGCGCAGUCGAGCAGAUCAUGCUGGAAGAGAGCGAACGCAAGCGCAAGCUCGAGUCUCGGACAGACCGCGGCGGGGGCGAUCUGAAGCGAAGCCGAGCUUGAUGGGGGCCGACCGACCCAGCGCCGCCGCGAGUAUAUCCAGUUACAGUUCGAUCCGACAAUGAACGUACUUGGGCAGCAGCCACUUGUGAAUAUAUUGAUAUUUCGGUGUGCUCAGCACAACGAGCUACCAUCA